AUGUGGUCCAAUGCUUUGUGCACGCUAGGCGUGACAAAGCCGCUCUGCAAUUGUCUGAGCAUCAGACAAGUGGCAGCCGCGGCCGCAGCAGCAGCGGCGACGCAGGGCGGCGCAGCAAUAACCACCGGACCUGGACCAACGGCAGCGGGAAAUGUAGCUGGGGAGUCUCGCGGCAAGCGACCAUUGAAAAUCUGGGACAGUUGGCGUAAUGUACGUAAAGGAGUCGUAGUUGGUACGUUUGAGGAGCUCUUGGUGCGGGGCAAAGACAAAUUAGGGGUUCCUGCUUCAGAACCUGUACGUGUUGUUCUGGAGUGUGAUGGAACCCAAAUCGAGGAUGGCGAAUACUUCCGAACGCUGGCCAAUAACACGGUAUUGUUGUUGUUGAGGCAAGGUGAGCGUUGGUAUCCGACUGGGGUGGAUGUCAUAAAGGCUGCCAUAUCAGCUAUACCGAAAAUCGUCUGUGAGACGAUCCAUGCACUGGAACUGCACGAUGAGACACCAUCGUGGAAGAUUAUGGAUAACAAAGGGCGUGUUACGGUCGUACUGCACUGGGAUCAGCGGCAGGGUGGUGGGGGCGGAGGCGGCGGCGGGGGCGGUAGCAGCAGUGGCGGUGGCGGCAUGUGUAUGGGGGCCGGUCUUGGCAGCAGCAACGGACUGCUGUCUUCCGACAAAUAUUCGCCCUCCAAGAAGGGUCUCUCUGCGCAGAGUUCGCUGGACAACAAAUCGGUAUCAUCACAAUCGUCACAGCCUCGCUACGCCAGCCCACAAAUAACCGUCAUCAGUGAUGAUGGGCCGGCGAGUAUAUACCAUCCGGGCGGCGUGGUUCUGCCGCCAGGCGUUGUGAUACCUGGCACCAGUCGCCGUCUCUCCAAGCAGGGCGGAUCUUUUGACAGCGCGGUAGGCGCCGUUCAUGUGCACACCCCUGAAUGCGCCCAUCAUGCGCAUACGCCCAGCCGCGCAGGCAGUCCAAGCACCACAGAAUGUGAUUUCCAUUGCUGUGCACUGCACGAGGAGGGACGCAAAAUAGCCGUACACAAGAGCGUAGCCACCUCACCCAUACAGGACGGCAGCAGCAGUCCACAGCCCCAGCAACAGCAUCAACUGCAGGCGCAUCAGACCACACUCGCAAUGUCAUCGGUUAUGGAUCCUAUGUUGGGAGGCAGCGGAAGCAUGCAGAGACGUUCCUCGGGCGCCAAGGGUCAUGUUCGUUUUCUGGACAUCGCACCAGAGCGCGACAGCUCGGAGAGUGAGACGGAGAACACUGUAAUGGAGGAUGAUAAGACGACUACGGAAAAGUUUCUGCUGCUCAUAGAUCAGCUGUCCGUAGAUCAGAAGCGGCAUCUUAGCAUCAAAGACAUUGGAAUCAUACUGGAGCGUCUCAACUCAAAGAUCUUGGAUGUGGAGCGUUUGGAUCGUGAGUCUGAGUCGGACGACUGUUACAAUUGGACGAUAAAGGCCACAAUACGUGGCGAUGCGUUGCGGGAGCUGGGCGUUAUCUAUAAUGGCAACUACUAUGCCAUAUCCGAGCAUCCUGGUUACAAAGAGGAGCUUGAGGAGAACGGUGAGGAGGUGGAGGAGGAGGAUGAGGAGGACCGAAUAUAAGGGGAAACAAGAUGAAUACCAUGCAAGCGAUAAUAGUAAGUUAAAAAAUAAAUAAAUAAGUGAAAACAAAAACACACAUUCAACGUUAUGGCAUACCAAACAAUUCAUAGUAACUAAAUAUUAACACAAAGUGAGAAAGAAACCAACCCCAGAAAAAUGAAUAACAUUGAAGUAUCAGUAACUAGCGCAUUUUAGAAGAAGUAACCAAGACGAUUAUAUACAUACUACAUUAAAAAUGAAAUACAGAUAAAGAAAGCAACCGCACAUUGUACAAUAGUGAAGUAAGCAUCAAAAUGAUUUAACAUUUUUGGACAACCAUAACAACAAAUGCAAAAUUUAACAAAACUGAAUAGAGGGAGAACUCACGAGUAGCUUGAAAACAUUGCAAAGCAUACUAUACGAGUAUUUCGUGGCUAUUAGCUACUUGACAUACAUGCUAUAUAGUUUCAAACCGAUGUUAGAGAGCGCCACAGAAAGUAAAACCGAAUCGAGGCGAAGAAAGUCGACGAAAUGCACUUUUCAAAUCCUAAUUUUGACUUCGAACACAUACAUACAUACACACCCAGGCACACACACGCACACACACACACACACAUUUUUAAGGGAAACUUGCCUUAUUUAGUAGUAAACCCAAUUUCUAACUAAGUACAUAGAGAGUACGAAAGGCUUCUGACAUACGAACCAGACUAUAAACAACAACAAUCUGAGCACGACGCGACGACAGUGACAAACAUAAAUUACACAAAAACUAAGAAGUUCAUUAAAAUCAUCAGGUUAGUAAGACUAUAGCGAACUGCUCAAUUUUCCAAUAGAUGUCCUUAUGUAAAUUGAUGUUGUGUUACUUGAUGAGCUAUGUGAAUACAAAAGACAGAAGCAUAAAACAGCAACAUACACGUAAAUGAAAAAAUACGAAAACAAAAACGAUAAAGAAUACAAAUUUAAAUACAAACGAACCAAUCUCACAG
Scaptodrosophila lebanonensis is the source of this 2567-nucleotide messenger RNA. RefSeq lists its product as uncharacterized. Gene Ontology annotation, biological process: apoptotic process; regulation of apoptotic process. The coding region runs from base 1 to 1602 and encodes 533 amino acids. Lineage: Eukaryota; Metazoa; Arthropoda; Insecta; Diptera; Drosophilidae. The transcript is spliced from 3 exons. The record is from RefSeq and is a predicted model, not a curated record.